AUGGUGUUCCUGUUUUGGAUUUGACGUCUCUCUUCCUCCCAAAUCUGACUGAGAUGUCUUCAGUCCAUAGAAACUUAGAUCCUGCCGUAUACAAUGAUGUUAAGAAAACAUUUGACAGUUGCACCAUUGCUGAUACUUGUGAUGAGUGUCUUCAGAGGACAUACCCUCACAUGUCAUCCAACAGAGUAUCGGAUGGGGGGUCGUUGCUGUCCUAAGUGUCCUGCUGGAAGUCAAGUUAGAAAAGAUUGCACAGGGUUCAGAAGUACUUGCUGUCUGGAUUGCGACAAGGGAACAUUCAUGGAUCAGCCUACGGAUUUUAUGAGCUGUUUUCCCUGUUCACGCUGUGAUUCAGGUUCUGGUUUAAAGAUAAAGACAGCAUGUAUGACUACCUCAGAUACAGUUUGUGAACCACUGGAGGGAUUCUACUGUACGGACUCUUCAGAUAAAGGCUGUGUGGAAGCACAGAAACACAGAAGCUGUCAACCAGGACAAUAUAUCCGGCAAAAAGGAACAGCAUUAAAGGACACUGAGUGCUCUGACUGCAGAGAUGGAACAUUUUCAGAUGGGACAUUAUUGACAUCGUGUCAGCCACACACACAAUGUCAACAUCAGCUGAUAAAACCAGGAACUGCUUCAACGGAUGCUGAAUGUGGAGAACAAAGUUCAGGAGCUGUGAUUGUCAUCGUGGUGCCUGUGAUAUGUUUAGUGGUGGCUGGAAUAUCUCUACUUGUCGUGUUGAUUCUCAGAAAGAAGGGACGAUGUAAAUACACAGUAAAAAGGAAUGCAGACAAUCAACAACAGUACUUCAAAAAGAAUAAACAUCCACAUGAAGAAGAACAGCUGGGAGUGGCUGUGAUAAAUGAACACAGAGACAGUUCAUCGGACACUGCAGAGGAAAGUUCCAGGUUAAAUUAAAUCCAGUUGGAUGCUGGCACAUUGUAAGUUGUACAGAAAUGAAUCAGUCCAAGGUGAAUUUUGGGCCCUGUGCUC
This is a messenger RNA of Sander lucioperca (pikeperch), 990 nucleotides long. RefSeq names its product tumor necrosis factor receptor superfamily member 14-like. Gene Ontology annotation, molecular function: protein binding; transmembrane signaling receptor activity. The transcript is spliced from 9 exons. The record is from RefSeq and is a predicted model, not a curated record. Gene Ontology annotation, cellular component: membrane; external side of plasma membrane. Gene Ontology annotation, biological process: apoptotic process; defense response to Gram-negative bacterium; immune response. The coding region runs from base 94 to 915 and encodes 273 amino acids. Lineage: Eukaryota; Metazoa; Chordata; Actinopteri; Perciformes; Percidae.